Molecule: messenger RNA, 4089 nt
Organism: Leptidea sinapis
Lineage: Eukaryota; Metazoa; Arthropoda; Insecta; Lepidoptera; Pieridae
Gene: Rop
Product: protein ROP
Exons: 15
Coding region: 125-1888 (587 amino acids)
Biological process (GO): neurotransmitter secretion; vesicle-mediated transport; intracellular protein transport
Cellular component (GO): plasma membrane; secretory granule
Molecular function (GO): syntaxin binding
Source: RefSeq, a predicted model, not a curated record
GUCACAGUUUCCAACAAUUUUUGCUUUCUUGAGUGUCGUCUUUUCUAAUUCUGAAUAGCUUGAGGAAUAAAAAUACUUGUGUUUGUGAUUAUUUUAGAAUUGUGCUGUUCGGUCUACCUACAAAAUGGCUCUAAAAGCGCUUGUUGGACAAAAAAUUAUGAAUGAGGUAAUCCGGUACCGACCAAAGGGUAAAGAGAUCCCAAAGGUGGAAUGGCGCAUCCUGAUUGUGGAUCAGCUAUCAAUGCGGAUGGUGUCUGCUUGCUGCAAGAUGCAUGACAUCAGCGCUGAAGGGAUCACAUUGGUAGAAGACAUCCACAAGAAACGGGAGCCACUCUAUACUAUGGAUGGUAUUUACCUAAUCACUCCUUCCGAGAAGUCUGUGCAUGCUCUUAUAAAUGACUUCUCAGUGGGCAACCGUAUUAUGUAUAAAGCUGCACAUGUAUUCUUUACUGAAGUGUGCCCCGAAGAGUUGUUCAAUGAACUCUGCAAGUCUUCGGCGGCUAGGAAGAUUAAAACAUUGAAGGAAAUCAACAUCGCAUUCUUGCCUUAUGAAAGUCAGGUGUUCUCGCUGGAUUCUCCAGAGACAUUCCAAUGCAUGUACAACCCGGCGUUGACUCAGACCCGCAACGCUAACAUGGAACGUAUCGCCGAGCAGAUAGCCACGCUGUGCGCCACACUCGGAGAGUAUCCAUCGGUGAGAUAUCGCAGUGAUUGGGAACGGAAUGUGGAGCUGGCUCAACUCAUCCAACAAAAGCUUGACGCUUAUAAGGCUGACGAGCCAACGAUGGGUGAGGGUCCAGAGAAGGCUCGGUCACAGCUGCUCGUGUUGGACCGUGGCUUCGACUGCGUGUCGCCGCUACUUCAUGAGCUCACGCUGCAAGCGAUGGCGUACGAUCUGCUUCCCAUCGAGAAUGAUGUCUACAGGUAUGACGCUCAAUCUCAAGGCAACAUGAAGGAAGUGCUCCUGGACGAGAACGACGAGCUCUGGGUGGAGCUCCGACACCAGCACAUCGCAGUCGUCUCAACAUCCGUCACCAAAAACCUGAAGAAGUUCACCGAGUCCAAGCGUAUGGGUGGUGGUGAUAAACAGUCUAUGCGCGAUCUAUCGCAAAUGAUCAAAAAGAUGCCGCAAUACCAGAAGGAGCUGUCAAAGUACGCGACCCAUCUGCGUCUCGCCGAAGACUGCAUGAAGGCCUAUCAAGGAUACGUGGAUAAACUAUGCAAAGUCGAACAGGAUCUUGCUAUGGGUACCGACGCUGAAGGAGAGAAGAUAAAGGAUCAUAUGAGAAGCAUUGUACCAGUACUGCUAGAUCAGUCCGUGAAGAACUACGACAAGAUGCGCAUAAUCGCGCUGUACAUAAUGUCUAAGAACGGCAUCUCGGAGGAGAACCUCAACAAGCUGGUGACGCACGCGCAGCUGGAGCCUUCUGACAAGCAGGCGCUUCUGAACCUGGCGAACUUGGGACUCAACGUCGUCGUUGAUGGCAACAGAAAGAAGCAAUACCAAGUGCCCCGCAAAGAGAGAAUCACUGAACAGACAUAUCAGAUGUCGCGUUGGACACCAGUGAUCAAGGACAUUAUGGAGGAUGCCAUCGAAGACAAGCUGGAUCAGCGCCAUUUCCCAUUCCUUGCUGGUCGUGCGCAGACUUCUGGAUAUCAAGCUCCGACCAGUGUUCGUUACGGGCACUGGCACAAGGACAAAGCCCAACAGACCAUCAAGAACGUGCCCCGUCUAAUUGUCUUUGUUGUCGGAGGUGUGUGUUUCUCGGAGGUGCGUUGCGCUUAUGAGGUAACCGCCGCCCUUAAGAACUGGGAGGUGAUCAUCGGAGCUUCCCACCUGCUCACCCCUGACAACUUCCUUUCAGACCUCAGCUCUCUUACUGCCUAAGUGCACUUCAAGUAUGUUCCAGUUUUCCUUGCCUUCGCUAGUACCUAAGCGUUCACGAUAUAACAAAGCGAAACAGUUUAGUAGAUAAUGUUUUCCAUUUGGAUUUCAAGAUUUCAAUAGUCUGUGGUUAUAUUAUAUGUCUGGUAGUAAUAUGUAUAAGUAAUAAAUAAAAAUGGUUAUUACUGAACAAAUUAUUAGUUAAAGUUCGUUGUUUGUGUCUAGAUCCUAGAUCCAAAUCAUGAUUUAAUGAAAUUAGUAUGUUGCGUAUGAGAAAUAGUACCUAUAAUUAAAUACAGCGUGGCGCUAUUAUGGCGACAUUAAAUGAACACACGGGUAGAAUAGGUAGCUAUCUAACCUUAAUAGUAAAAAACUAAGAUUUAAAGUAAAUUUUAUCAACAAAACAAAAUUUUAAUCCUUACGUGUUUCGAAAGACUGUAUGAAGAAGGUAUCAGUGCCUACGCUAGCACGCGGCUACUAGUUUCUUACAGGUUGAUCCGAAACGAUAUUAUGGAAAAUUGAUUUAUUUAUGUGUAUUUUAUUUUUGAAUAUUUUUUUAAGAUCACGGUUAAGUAAGUUGUUCUACUCGUGUGUUUAUUUAUAUUAUUUAUAAAAUAUAUUACGCAGUUAAUUAAUUUAUUCCCUUCAAUGGUAGUUUAAUGGCGAUUUCGACAUUAUAUCGGUUGCAAUAUAUAAUGUGGAUGUGUAAUAAGCAAUUAUUCGUAUUGUGUGAUAUUAUAGUAAAAUUAAUGGUCAUAGGCCGGUCGUAAAAUAAUAGUUAGCGACCGUAAAUGGCCUCACCUGUUUUGCUUCUUAGAUGUAAAAGACUCAAUAUGGGGAACGAAUGCAAGGCCAUAAGUACAUAUUAGGAAAUUAAAAAACUCCAAAGAUAAUUUCAAGUAUUUAUACAAAGAGGUUUUGUAUUUAUUUUAUACCAAGUGGCGCAGUUAAAAUUACGAGCAAAUGCUUUCAAGUAUUCAGAAAGCUAUGAAAAUUUUACUUUGUCUUAUAUGCGUUUUGAUCAAGAAGUGUCCUAAUAAGAGACAGUUCAAGUAAGCUGGAAUUAAUGCUCGAGCACUUUUUAAAUAAAAAAAAAAGAAUAUAGAUCCUAAUAUGUGUAGUAUGUCCAUCGACCAUAUAAUCGAUAGACACCUAAUAAACGGUGAACGAUUUGAGAGACCACUGGAGUCCCAAUAUAAUAUAAACACAAUAAUAUAUUAUUCCGUAACUAUUUAUUACAUAUAUCAAAAAAAAUUACAUACUAAAGUUUUUAGAUAUGAAUAAUAUUAUAGAAUCAAAACUUAUAACUCAAGCGUGUAUUUUGCCACUUAAAUCAAAUUAGCUAUGUAUGAUCUUGACUCUAGACCUUGAUUUUCGAUUUAAAUCCGUUUUUCUACUUACUUAUAAUAAAUAUAAAAGUAUAUUGACUGGUUUUAACAAUUCGAAGUAUCUGUUAUUCUAUCGCAUCCCAUUUAGAUUAUGUUUGCCUAAUAUUAAUUAAUCGUCGGUACUUUUGCAGUUAAUUAUAAUAAUUUUAUUCUUAUUACAUUAGACUGUAGGCAAAAAUAUUCAUCAAAUGAAUUUGAUAGGCGCGUAAUAUGUGUAUGCAAAUUUAAAAUAUUCACAUUUUAUUUAGCUGCAAAUUUUCGCCUUCUCUAGUACUGAUUAGGUACUUUUUUGCGAAUAAUUAUAUUAUUAAUUAUAUAUCGCAAAAUUGUGACUUAGGUAGGUAAUAAUAUCGCUUACUUUGAAGAGAGACAGUUUAGCGAUUGUUGCAAAGAUUUCUGACUAUUGUUUAUAUACAAUUGAGGUAAAUUCGUAUGAUUUCGAUCGAAAUUAUUAGUACAUUUGUAGUACUUAUUCGUUACUAAUUAAAGAGUUUAUUGUUUGCAUGUAAGUUUGUUUGUACAUUCCGUACAUGAGUUUUUUAAGCAAAUGUUACUUUUAAAAUGCUUUAAAUAUAAUCUUAAUAAUUUAUUUUGAUGUAUUUCGUUUUAUAAUUAUUAUAAAAUUGUUGUAAUUGUAAGAUAUUCUAUUCAAGUUUAAUAUAAAGGUAAUACAAUAAUAUGUUAUCUUUACAUACAUAGCUGAUAGUAACAUUAUGUGCAAUUAUGUAGAAAUAUUCUACCGUUUGUUAGUAAAGUUCCAGUAUUCAUCGUGUAAUGACUUUAUUAUUUAAAUAUAUUUAAAAUUAACUCAUUAAA